Molecule: messenger RNA, 3485 nt
Organism: Castor canadensis (American beaver)
Lineage: Eukaryota; Metazoa; Chordata; Mammalia; Rodentia; Castoridae
Source: RefSeq, a predicted model, not a curated record
ACAAAUAAUUCUCAGUAAUUAGAAUCAGGCCAGUUACCCAGGAGAAGGUAAGUGUACAACACAUAUUCUUUGGAUUAUCAACUUUCUUCUCGAUCUCUUUCAGUCUUUCUCAACACUGAUCAUUCUUUAAAAUACAAUGCAUUAAUCAAAUUGCAGAGUACUAUCAGAGUACUAUCAUUAUUUCCGGUUAAUGCAAGUUGGAAUGCUUUCAUUUAUUCUAAAAGUGUUAAUACAUCUUCUUCACUUGAAGUCUUGCCAGACAUGAUUCUGAUAAUGUGUAAUCAAAUUUUUCAUUUUUGGGUUUUCAUAUUAUCAUAAAAAUUUUGAUUUUCAGUGUUAAAUAUCUAGCUGUUAAAGUAGUUCUUCUAUUUAGACAAAUCCAAGAAAUCUAUUGAAAACUUUUACCCCAAAUUAUAGCUUAAUCCGAAUUUUUAAAAUUACUCAAAACAGGAAACUCCUAGCGAAUCCCCCAUAAUAGGUGGCUGGGGGGGGUGAAAUGAUCUCAAAACAGGUGCACUAGUUACAAAGUUAAAAUUACUAUUUAUAGAAACCUGAAAUUUGCUUUAAAUGUCAUUGGAAAAAUCGGAAAAUACGGAAAACUACACAAAAUAACUCGAGGAAAUAGGUCUGUAUGAAAAUUUUUAGACAAAAAGAAGUUCACUGAAGUUUCUGCUAAAACGAAUACUGGUUUCGUUGGCUCUGUUCCUGUAUCUGAAGAACAGUAGGUGGAGCUAUUUGAGGUUUAAAAAAAAAAAAAAACCCAAAACACCAGAAAUCCUAUCCCGGAGUUCAAGAUUGUGCAGUAAUUGGUUAGGACUCUGAGCGCCGCUGUUCACCAAUCGGGAGAAAAAGGCAGAGGGAGCCUGUUCGGCUUGCACGCGCCUAGAGACAGAUUGAAACAAACCGUCUCUGUGAGGAAACUGAUCCGAGGAGCUCGUCCUCCCCAAAACUGUCCGAUUCUGGGGUCUGAAGAGCUGAGCCUGACUUCAUCGAGGAAAGUGACAAUGAUCCCUGCGCAACUACACCAGGAAUGCAAAAGGCUGAUCCUGCUGCGAAUCUUCCUAGGGAUCCUGUGGGAAGCCAGGUGCACCCAGAUCCGCUACUCCGUUCCAGAGGAGCUGGACAAAGGCUCCUUCGUGGGGAACAUCUCCAAGGACCUGGGGUUGGAGCCCCGGGAGCUGGCGGAGCGCGGAGUCCGCAUCGUCUCCAGAGGUAGGACGCAGCUUUUCUCUCUCAACCCGCGAGGCGGCAGCUUGGUCACCGCGGGCAGGAUCGACCGGGAGGAGCUCUGUAUGGGGGCCAUCAAGUGUCAAUUAAAUCUGGAGAUUCUGAUGGAGGACAAACCGAAAAUAUACGGAGUGGAAGUAGAAGUGAGGGACAUUAACGACAACGCUCCCUACUUCCGUGAAAGCGAGUUAGAAAUAAAAAUGAGUGAACAUGCAGCCACCGGGAUGCGGUUCCCCCUUCCCCAUGCCUGGGACCCAGAUAUCGGGAAGAACUCCCUCCAGAGCUACGAGCUCAGCCCUAAUACUCACUUCUCCCUGGAGGUGCAAAACGGAGCGGAUGGUAACAAGUACCCGGAAUUGGUGCUGGAGCGCAUGCUGGAUCGCGAGGAAAAGCCGGAGCACCACCUUGUCCUCACCGCUUCGGAUGCGGGCGACCCGGUCCGUACCAGCACCGCGCGCAUCCGCGUGAUGGUGGUUGACGUGAACGACAAUGCCCCAGCGUUUGCUCGGCCCGAGUACCGCGUGAGUGUUCCGGAGAACGUGGCUGUGGGCACUCUGCUGCUCCGGGUGAGCGCCACCGACCCAGACGAAGGAGCCAAUGCGGAAGUGAUGUAUUCCUUCCGGUAUGUGGACGACAAGGCAGCCCAAAUUUUCAAGCUGGAUAGUAAUCUAGGGACAAUAUCAACCAUAGGGGAGUUGAACCACGAAGAGUCAGGUUUCUACGAGAUGGAAGUGCAAGCAACGGAUAACGCGGGAUAUUCUGCCCGGGCCAAAGUCCUGGUCACAGUUCUGGACCUGAAUGACAAUGCCCCUGAAGUAGUCGUCACCUCUCUCACCAGCUCCAUUCCGGAGAACUCUCCGAGAGGGACAUUAAUUGCCCUUUUAAAUGUAAAUGACCAAGACUCUGGGGAAAAUGGACAGGUAUUCUGUUUUAUCCAAGGGAAUAUGCCCUUUAAAUUAGAUAAAUCUUACGGAAAUUACUACAGUUUAAUUACAGACACAGUCUUAGACAGGGAACAAGUUCCUAGCUACAACAUCACGGUGACCGCCACUGACCGGGGAAGUCCGCCUCUGUCAACGGAAACUCUUAUCUCGCUGAGUGUAGCAGACACCAACGACAACCCGCCCACCUUCCCUCAGGCCUCUUAUGCAGCCUAUAUCCCAGAGAAUAACCCCAGAGGCGCCUCAAUUACCUCUGUGACCGCCCAUGACCCGGACUGUGACAAGAAUGCCCAAAUCACGUACUCUCUGGCUGAGGACAUCCUCCAGGGUGCGCCUGUAUCCUCUUAUGUCUCCAUCAACUCAGAAACUGGUGUCCUGUAUGCACUGCAUUCCUUCGACUAUGAGCAGUUCCGAGACCUUCAGCUGCAAGUGAUAGCGAGUGACAGCGGAGACCCACAGCUCAGCAGCAACGUGUCAUUGAGCCUAUUUGUGCUGGACCAGAACGACAACACCCCACAGAUCUUGUACCCCACCUUCCCCACAGAUGGCUCCACCGGUGUGGAACUGGCACCUCGCUCUGCAGAGCCUGGUUAUCUGGUGACCAAGGUGGUGGCAGUGGACAGAGACUCAGGACAGAACGCCUGGCUGUCCUACUGUCUACUCAAGGCCAGCGAGCCAGGACUCUUCUCCGUGGGGCUGCACACAGGUGAGGUGAGCAUAGCAAGGGCCCUGCUGGACAGAGAUGCCCUCAAGCAGAGCCUCGUGGUGGCUGUACAGGACCAUGGCCAGCCUCCUCUCUCGGCCACAGUCACGCUCACCGUGGCCAUAGCUGACAGCAUCCCCGAAGUUCUGGCGGAUCUGGGCAGUCUAGAGUCUACCGCCAACUCCGAAACCUCAGACCUCACGCUCUACCUGGUGGUGGCGGUGGCCGCGGUCUCCUGUGUCUUCCUGGCCUUUGUCAUCGUGCUGGUGGCGCUCAGGCUGAGGCGCUGGCACGUGUCGCGCCUGCUCCAGGCUUCUGGAGACGCAUUGGCCGGCGCGCCCGCCUCUCACUUUGUGGGCGUGGACGGGGUGCGCGCUUUCCUGCAGACCUAUUCCCAUGAGGUGUCGCUCACCGCGGAUUCUCGGAAGAGUCACCUGAUCUUCCCGCAGCCCAACUAUGUGGACACUCUCAUCAGCCAGGAGAGCUGUGAGAAAAGCGAGCCUCUUUUGCUGUCAGGUGAUUCAGGGUUUUCUAAAGACAAUCAUGCAUUAAUUCAGGUGAGUCCAUAUCAAAUACUCUUCUAUGAACCUGGAACAAAAUAUCCCUUAGUAUAG